AAUACAAGUUACAGGAUGGAUACACGUUCUGAUGGACAAAUGGGAGACUCAUCACAGCAGCUGCUAGACUUUCUGCAGAAUGUGGCUCUGUUUGCCUGUCCACUGAUAGCGUAUGUGUUCCUGUUUAAAAGCAGACAGAAGUUCAGAAGCUGUCAAGGACAAUACAGCAUAGCAGACUGGAAUUUCUUCCUGAAGAAAUGGUGGGUGCGCUGGAAACUGAGGCAACCGCAGUUAUGCCACCGACCCACGACAGUAGGGCCUGUUGUAGAGCUCAUGGCAACCCAGGCUGAUGAAGACAGAGAGAAGCUUCGGACGCUUGCAAAAGAGAAGGAGGUGGACAGCAUGGCAAUAUCUGGAACAGAUCACAAGGGCAAUUCCAUUCAUCUGAAAAUCACCAGAAAGCAGCACAAUAUUACUGAAGUCUGGCUGCAUGUCCAACUGGAAGAUGGGUCUGUGUACCAGCUGCCAGGGCACCCAGACACUACCAUACAGAGCAAUAAUAAAAGUUCCUGGAGUGGCGGGGGGCUCAAAUUUCACAUAUGCGAGCCAUUGCGUAGGUGGAGGAUCACAUUCAAUGGACUACUUAGGCAUGGAGUGAAACAUAAGGGGAACAUACAGGACAAAGAAAAUGAUGUAAUUGUUCAUGUCCAGUUUAGAUUUAUAUGGACAGCCUGUAGUGAUGUUAUUGACAUUCAGAGAGACUGGAGCACUGAGCUGAUGUGUAAUGCUUUAGCCAGAGAACCCUGGAGAAAUGGGAAAUGGAUGAAAAUGAGGAAACAAAUAGGAGAAGGCUAUGACCAAUGGGGCACACUCCAGGGUACAUGGACACUUGGUAGUGACAGCAAUAAUGUGAAAGAAUUGUACCUAAGAGGCAUCAGACAAAGGCGCUAUGGGACUGAUGAGGUGGUUAAAAAAAGAGUAACUACAGAUGGAUCCAUGUUCAGCAUCGAGGCAAGAAGCAAUCAGAAACCAGGUGUUACACAUGCUAUAUUUGGGCACGUCUAUCAACCAAAUGGACGCCAAGCUUCAGUAACUUCAUGUGACCUCUCUCUACCAAGCCUCGGUGAACACCCCGACUCCUUGCCUCAACAUGUUGUACUGAGAUUUUCAGCUGGAGGAAAGAACUACACGACAAGCAUUCAUACACUACCCAACAGUGCUGCUACUCUCUAUGGUGGAUGUCCAUGGAACUAUGAGGCCCACUUGCGUGUAUUUCGGUGUAUCCUCAAUGCCAGGCUGGGAGCUGGAACAGCUGUCUUUUGGUACAGGUACUCUGGAUCAUGCCCAGCUUCUCCUCUGGUUUCGUUACCCAUAUUAAAAGAACCAGAGCUCAGACCUGAAUCUCCACUCCCACUUGUGGUGGAUUUUAAGGACAGAGAGUGUGGCAUUAGCACUCUGGUUGGAGGAAAGGGAUCGGCCCUUGCACUUCUGACUUCCCUUGAAGAAAACAGGUUGUCAGCCGUGAUUCCACCUGGAUUCUGUGUCACAGUGGUAGCCCUGGAAAUUCAGAUGCAGGAGAUUAGUCAGCUGCAAGAUGCUUUGACCGCAUUGCAGCAUGUGAGCUCCACGAGUACAGAGCUUGAUGUCAUUCAGGAGCAAUGCAAUAAAACCGUAACUUUGUUUGAAUCUACUGCUGUCUGUGAGGCUGUGAGAUCUGAAGUCUCUAACCAUCUCCAACAUCUCUUAGACUGUGUCUCCAAGCCACAACUAUUUGCAGUACGAUCUUCAGCUGUGGGUGAAGACUCUGAGGAUUUGUCGUCAGCUGGACAGAAUAAAACACUGCUUGGGGUUCGUGGGGAACUUGCAGACAUUCUGGAAGCCAUUCAAAUCUGCUGGGCAUCUCUGUACACGUUGCAGUCAGUACAAUACAGAAGGCAGUUUGGUCAACCGGUGCAAGUUGGCAUGGGUGUUGUGGUACAGCUGAUGGUACCAGCAGACAGUGCAGGCGUGCUCUUCACUUGGCAUCCUUUGACUGGAGACCCACGCCAGAUGCUUAUCACAGCUAAUUUUGGGCUGGGUGAGAGUGUUGUGUCAGCACAGCUAGAGCCUGACACAAUUCUUCUAGAGAGGGACGGGAUGGGACAGCUUGUACUGAAGGAGAGCACAUGUGGGAACAAGUGGCACAGAGUUGUCAUGUCAGAAAAAGGUGGUGUUAUUACUGAACCUCUAGAUAAAGAAAAAGUUUCACAGUUGUGCCUUACAAAGGAAGAAGCGUUGGCAGUGGGUCACCUAGGAGUACAACUGGAGCAAAUGUUUGGUGGGCCCAGAGAUGUGGAAUGGGCAGUGUCAAAGGGUCAAAUCUACUUGCUACAAUCUCGGCCAAUCACAUCAUUUGACUCCUGGUCAAAGUUUGAGCUUCUUCAUGAGUUUGAUGGUCCUAUCAUCACUGACACAGAAAUACUGACAACUGCAAAUGUUGGGGAGGUGCUUCCAGGAAUUACAACUCCAUUAUCUCAGUCAGUAACAGUUCGUGCCUUAGACUUGGCAGUGCGACAUCAAACACCUUGUAGGCCAGGAAAUUAUUAUUCUGCUAAUGUUAUUCCUGUAAGUCAUCAUAUCCUGGUCAACGUUCUAAAUACAAUGCUCAUAUCAGUGGGUUCAGAGAUUACGCUCGGAGACAAAGUUGUCGAUUUGGCUCUCUAUGGCCGCUUGGUGACAACACCGGAACUGCUCAAACUUGCUAUAGAGAGGAAUGGGGUAGUCGGGUCACUGGGCAGGCUUUGGGCAAUGGUGAAUUUUACAAAGGAUAUGUUAUUCAGCAGACAAACUUUACAACAGGCUCAGAAGCUGGCUCGUGAAUUUGUGCUGAACCACGAGAAUUACAACUGUGCUAAAUCUCUGUAUGCUUGUAUAUCAAAGAAUUUGAUAACUCUGGAUGAGGUAUGUAACCGUCAUGGGAAAUCAUCAAGUAUCAGUGUGUUUACACAAGUGAUAGCUGUCUAUGUACUAAGUGAAGGACAUGAAGAGCUCAAUGCAGAACACUAUAGCGACAUGGGGUUGUUGCUGUCUUCCUGUUCUCAGAUGGUUUCAGCAGAGAUACCAGUAGCUCUAGAGGAUCUGGCAUCGUCGAUCAGUGCAGCCGGCAUAGCGCCUGAAUUCUGCAGAGUUGUUCCGUCUGAGGCUGCCUGCUGGUUAGAGGAGAAUUGCCCCAGUGUGGCCACCAAGCUUCACAACUUUCUGAAGAAACAUGGUCAUCGCUGCAUCAAGGAAUUUGAAUUGAUGACAGAGACCUGGAGUAUGAACCCUGAGGCCCUUAUGAAGGUUCUUCAAACAAUGCUGCAGAAGUCGGCUACAGACAGGUUUCAGAAAGCAGCUAAGAAACAAUUCACAGAUAAAGAAUUACUGUUGCAGCUCAAGUCAGUGAAGAAACGUGGCACUAGAUUUAUUUUGGGUUGGCUGGUACCGCUGUGCCGCAACUUUGUGCUGCAGCGAGAAGCAAAUAAAGACUGCUGUAUCUUUGUAAACCACCAACUAAGAUUGGCUUACCGGAACUUGGCACAACUCAUGGUGAAAGAGGGACGCUUACCGGAUGCUGACCUCGUGUUCUUCUUCACUCACUACGAGCUGGGAGCGCUCUUGCAAACAAGGGACCCUGUUCUUAUAACCAAGGCAUUGCGGCGCAGGAAAUUGCAGCACGAGUGGAAGCAGCUUGUGUUUCCGCAGAUAAUCAGGGGAUUGCCUGCUCCUCUGUCUUCUGAAUCCUCGACGACAUCAGCAAGACCUGGGACUUUGGGAGUUCGCCUGCAGGGAACAUCCGUGUGCUCUGGUACGGUAAUGGGGCGAGCGUGUGUAGUGACGAGCCUGGAGAAGAUUGGAGAAUUGAAGCACGGCGAUAUCCUCAUCACGCAUAGCACUGACGUCGGCUGGAGCCCAUAUUUUCCUCUUCUUGGUGGAGUUGUCACUGAGCUUGGUGGUAUCAUCUCGCAUGGUGCUGUGGUGGCCCGUGAGUAUGGCCUUCCAUGCAUCGUGGGUUGUCAGGAUGCAACGAGGACGUUCUCAACAGGGGACACGGUUCUUUUGGUGGGGGCCAUGGGAACAGUGGAGAAGAUUGAGCAAACUGCGACUGCUUCGGAGUGACGUCAGUGUGGGCGCAGCGGGUGUUAUGGUAACUUUCAUACUUGGUAAUAUAUAAUACAGGCAUUCAACUACUGUAACUUGUAUUUAAUUUGAAACAUGACGUAAGGACACUUUGAAAGGUUAACGGAGUACCUUCGUCUCUGACUUAUUGGCCUCUCUUUGUUCUCUGGAAAUUUAAAUAGUUUCAAGGUCAUGGCGUGUAUUACUUAAAAAUUAAAAUGCGGGUAUCCUUAUUGAGUUAAUGAUCCUAAUAACA
Zootermopsis nevadensis is the source of this 4333-nucleotide messenger RNA. Lineage: Eukaryota; Metazoa; Arthropoda; Insecta; Blattodea; Termopsidae. The record is from RefSeq and is a predicted model, not a curated record.